Toxotes jaculatrix (banded archerfish) is the source of this 1455-nucleotide messenger RNA. Its product is annotated as peptidyl-prolyl cis-trans isomerase A-like. NCBI's taxonomy places the organism in Eukaryota, Metazoa, Chordata, Actinopteri, Toxotidae. The coding region runs from base 95 to 676 and encodes 193 amino acids. The transcript has 6 exons. The record is from RefSeq and is a predicted model, not a curated record. Gene Ontology annotation, molecular function: peptidyl-prolyl cis-trans isomerase activity. Gene Ontology annotation, biological process: regulation of mitochondrial membrane permeability involved in programmed necrotic cell death; protein folding; protein peptidyl-prolyl isomerization. Gene Ontology annotation, cellular component: mitochondrion.
UGUAAGAAAAACUUCCUCGUCUCCCAUAUGUAAGCGUGACUUUCAGCGCCUUCCUGACCUGAGCCGAACAACUGAGCCGCGUUAGCUUUGAAAAAUGUUAAUUUUAUCAAACAGGAUAAAGUUAUGUUCUCUGGCGUUUACCGCCGCGCGUAUGUACAGCAGCGGCCCAGCAGUUGCUAACAGCAACCCGACGGUUUACUUUGACAUUGCUGCAGACAACGAACCUCUGGGCAGAGUAACCUUUGAGCUCAACUCCGAAGUUGUGCCUAAAACCGCAGAAAACUUCAGGGCGCUGUGCACUGGGGAACAUGGUUUUGGUUACAAGGGAUCAAUUUUCCACCGGGUGAUACCUAACUUCAUGUGCCAGGGGGGAGAUUUCACAAACCACAAUGGAACUGGAGGGAAGUCUAUCUAUGGAUGGAAGUUCCCCGAUGAGAACUUCAAACUGAAGCACACUGGACCUGGGAUCUUGUCCAUGGCCAAUGCUGGACCCAACACCAACGGAUCCCAGUUCUUCAUCUGCACCACUAAAACAGAAUGGCUGGAUGGCAAGCAUGUUGUCUUUGGCAGUGUGAAGGAGGGAAUGGAUGUGGUCAAGAAAGUGGAGUCUUUCGGUUCACGGUCUGGGCGAACCUCCAAGAGGAUCACUAUCACAGACUGUGGAGAGCUCAAGUAGACUUCAUGUGAGCAGUGGACACGGUCCUAGUCUCAUCUCCUGCUGUAAUUUCAAUGUGAGAGUGAAAGAGGCUCUUUCUUCAGUCAUGGUGCGAAGUGCUACCUCUCUUUGCUGACAAUAGAAAAUCUGAGAGCCAGUCUCAGUUUUUUUUUUUUUUUUUUUGUUAGUACUUGAAUUCAGUGACAACUAACGCACUUAACUAUGUCAUGCUAUAAAAUGUUCUAUUUGAAAGAGAGAAAUUAAUGCAUUCAUAUUCAAUUUAACAGGUUUGGAAAAGGGUGUUUAUUUGCAAAAAAAAUAAAAAGUUUUUUUCUAAAUAUAUGAGCUUGUUCUUAGCAUCUGUUUUUAUACUACAGGAACGUAGAUGUCAGAGCAUUAGAAAAAUCCCCAAAGGAAAAGUUUUGCACUUAAACAACUGGCUGAAAUAAUGUUUGAGGUAAAGGUGUGCCCAUUUAUUGGUUGAAGGUGAGUGUUUUUCAUCACCAGCUGCAGGGUGAGAUCAGUUUUUUUUUUUUGGUCAUUUUUUUUCCUCUCGCCCUUCUGCUUUCCUCAUCAGCUUGAGCUGACUAAUGAUCUUAUUCCACUUAAGUAUUUAUUCUGCUGAGGUCUGUCAAGAAGAAUUAAGGUCUGCAAUGUCAGAUGUAAUUAGUUCCGUGCAGGGAAAUGCUUCUUUUUGGGGGUCGAGCCAUUUUGUAUCAGAGCGUACUGUGAGUUCUGCCAGUGCUGGUAUUUAAGAAGGUAAUGAAGCCAAAUCUGAUAAGUCCAUUUUCCCAGAUGCA